AAUACAAUAAGCCUAACCGGUCCAUCUUGAGAAGAAAAAAGUAAUGAAACUCCACACUCUAAGUCUUCUCACAGUUCUUCUAAUGGUUUCUGCUUCUACAAAGGAGGAGCAUAGGAUGGGUCGUUAUUGGCCCAUCACAGACAUCGACGAUCCUGAUGUGAUCAAAGCCGCAAAAUUCGCCGUGACCGAGUACAACAAGCAAAGUGGUUUCAAGUUGAAGUUUAAGAAGGUAAUCAAAGGUGAAUCUCAGGAAGUUGCUGGGAUUAACUACAACCUCACACUCUCCGCCGGCAAAGGUUCGGUUUUGAAGAUGUAUGAAGCUGUUGUGUGGGAGAGGGACUGGCUCCACUUCCGAAGCCUCACUUACUUUAAACCUCUACAUUAGGUUAUUAAGUCAAGGGUAAACAGCGAAAAUUAAUGAUUGUUAUUGCUACAAACUUUUGAUUUUAUGUUUUGUAAAUUAGGUUAUUCAACUAAUGUUUAGUUGAUCAAAUGGUGAUUGAUACUGAACUUAAUAGGUCGAAUUACAGUUCAUCUUUACAACUGCGAUUGAGAGGGAGCUGAAAUCACUUGUGAAAACUUGUGAUUGGAUUACUCAUACUUCCUUUUUUUAAUACAUAAUGUAACUUUCAAUUA
Messenger RNA from Vicia villosa (hairy vetch), 636 nucleotides. Its product is annotated as cysteine proteinase inhibitor 5-like. The transcript has a single exon. Lineage: Eukaryota; Viridiplantae; Streptophyta; Magnoliopsida; Fabales; Fabaceae. Gene Ontology annotation, molecular function: cysteine-type endopeptidase inhibitor activity. Bases 44 to 385 code for a protein of 113 amino acids. The record is from RefSeq and is a predicted model, not a curated record.